UUUACAUAAGUCUUAGUUAACAACAACCAUGAUGAAUUUUUUUUUACACAAAUGCCAUCAAUAAAUAAAAGGUUAUCCCUUAGUGGGAUCAUUGUAAAAUUAUGGCAGUGUUGGAUUUCAAUAGGGGUUUUAAUUACAAAAAUUAAUAAGUAUCUCUUGUCAAUUUAGAUAUAAAGGUAACAAUUAAUUUUCUUUGCAGAGAGAAGAGAACUUUGAGUGGAAGGUAGCCAUGCAGCGUCAGAUGUUAGAACAACAGGAACGCCAGCAGCACAUGCAGCAAGGGAAUGUUGGCCCAGGUGGGCCCAUCCCUCAAGAUGAAGAUCUUAUGAUGAAAGUUCGUCAUCAGCAGCAAAUGUUAGACAUGGAAAAACAAAGAGAGGCCCAACAGAAGGUGACUAAGUAUUUAGUUGAAACAUUUUUUAAAAAGGUGAAAUAUCUGUAUUUGUUGUCUUAAUUCCUUUGAUUAUUUAAUAUCUCUAUGUUUGUGUUCUAGUUGAUGGAACAGCAGCAGAUAGCGUUAAUGGAGGCUCAUCAAAUGGGGGAGCAACAAAGAAUGCUUGCUGCAAGUCAAGGUACAUAUGUCUGUUAUUAAAUAUGCCAUUUAAUUUUAAAGAUAUCACUUAUCAUGAAUUUGUGACACAUAAGUUUACCAAUGAUAUUAAUGUAUUAUAAUUAAUUUAUAUAUGGCUUAUAUAAAUGAGUUUUAUUUGUCAACAACUGAAGUUGUUCGCAUAGUAUUUAUUUCUAUUUGUGGUGUUAUUGAAUAAUUGAUCACGUUUUUUCAUUUGCAGUAAAUUAUACAUCUAUAUUAAAAGACAAAAAAUAAUUUCCUGAAUUUUUAAAAUGUAAAGCAUACAUUAUCUAUCCAAGUAGUGUAUUUUAAGCAGAAAAACUUAAAACUACCUCCAUUUCCAAUACAGGCCAUCCUAUGGCUCCUGCAGGAAUGCCGCCCGCUGCUCCCAUUAGAAGUUCAGGUGUUAGUAUGGUGACACCAAGAGGCCCUCCUCCUCACCAAGGUAAGCUUUCAAUUACCACAUUCUCUUCUAAUUUUAUAAUGUUGAUGAAGAAAAGCAUAAAAAAAAUUCUUGUAAAUUUUUGGUUCAGGGAAAAUAAUCUAGUAAAAGAUCUGUUAUGGUAUUCGCUAUCAUUUUAACAAUUUUUGUUGUCAUUCAACAGUUUCAUUACACUAACAUUAACUAAAAAUAUCUCGUCACAGGACCACAUGGUCAGCCACCAAUGCCGCCAACAAUGAUGCAGGGGGGACCACCACCCAUGCCUCCGGUUGGAGGGCCACAAAUGAUGCAAGGUGGGCCACCACCCAUGCCCCCAGUUGGUCCACCACCAAUGUUACAGUCUGGCCCACCCCUUAUGCCCCCAGGUGGAGGACAACCAAUGAUGCAGAGUGGACCACCCCCAAUGUCUCAAGGUGGACCCCAUUUGAUGUCAGGCCCCCCACCACCUAUGCCACAAGGCGGGCCAAACAGUAUUAUGUUACAGGGAGGAGCGAUGGGGAUGGGGGACCAGCAACAAAUGUUGCCGUCUGUCCCUCCUCCACCGAUGCCUCAAGAUAUUGGAGACAGACAAUCCAUGUUCCAAGGUGGUCCCCCUCAGAGACCUCCUCCUGGACUCAUGUCUCUGAACAUGAGACCAGAUAGCAUAAAUCCACCAGUAAGUGGUGAUGGUGGACCACUGAGUCCUAAUGAUGAAGGUGGCCCAAGAUCUGGUGUAACAAGAGGACCAUACAACGGCCCAAGCACUCCAGUUGCCAGCAAGGACUCAAAGUCCCCAGUAAGUCACUAAUAUAGUAUUGAUGUGCCUUCUGUUUGGCUAAAUUCAUCCACUAGCCUAAGACUGUGAACUUACUGUAGGAGUAUUUAAAUUUAUGUUAAAAAUGUUUCUUUUAAUGUUUAUUUAAAAAAAUAAAGGGGGGGGGGGGGCGCUAAUUGGGAGUAACACGAUUUAAGAUAUGUCCUCUUCCUCUUAUUAUAAAAAAAAAUGUUUUUUUUUAUGUUUAUUUAAAAAAAAAAAGGGGGGGGGGGGGCGCUAAUUGGGAGUUACACGAUUUAAGAUAUGUCCUCUUACUCUUAUUAUAAAAAUGAUUCUUUUAGUUAUAUUUAUUAAAAUGACUUCUAUCCUGGUAUUAUAUAUUCCCAGCAAUUAACAAAUUUAACAUUUUAUUUCAAAUUAUUGUAUUUUCAUAGCAAUGCUAUUUAUAUUUAGUUAAGUAUGCUGUCCUAAUUUUUGGUUAAAAAUAUUAAAAUUUCUCCAUAUCUAAUGAUUUUGUUCACCUAAAAUAAAAUUUAAAAAAAGAAAAUAGUAGCUUAGACAUUAGAGACUUUAUAAAAUUUAUUCAUUUUCAUUCAUCUAGGUACAGCCCCCAAAUAACCAAGGUCCUAAAGAAAUGCGUUUACCUCAAGCACUUGAGAAAAUGCUUGAAUUCAAAUCUCAGAGAGCUACUGAACUUGGAGUAGACCUUGACAGUAUGGACAACAAAGAUGGUGAGAUAAUCUAUUUCAGAUAUCCUGUAUGUACAACCAAAAAAUGUCAUAAGCUUAAUUUUUACUUACACUGUUUUUAGCACAGUUCUUUUUUUUUUUUUUUUUUUUUUUUUUUUAUUUUUUUUUUUUUUUUUUUUUUUUUUUUUCUUUUUUUUUUUUUUUUUUUUUUUUUUUUUUUUAAUUUUUUAUUAUUUCAGAUGAAAAAGAAAACAAUGAAAAGAAUGAGGAUGAUAAUGACGAAGAUUAUGAUGAAGAUGAUAGUGAAAACAAGGACAGAAGAAUAGAGGAUGUGGAGGAUGAGGAAGGUGAUGAAGUAAUUGAAACAAAUGAACAGACAAAGGAGGUAAGGACAAAUUUAAAGAUUUAAAAAUUAACUUUAUCAGUCAGAGUGAUAAAAGAGAAAUGACAAACUUACUAAAAAAAAUUUUAAUGCUUUCUCUGCUUAGUCUAAAAACAAGCGCAGGAAGAAAAAGAAGAAGAAAGCCAGGAAAAAUCGCUUUGAGCAACAAAAGAAAACAAAGAAAAAAGAGAAGAAAAGCAAGGCCCCUGAAGUUCAAAUAGAGUAAGAUUUAUUAUUGAUUUUUAAAAAAAAUUUUAUAAGGCAAAGAACAGUGCUACUAUAUUUGUCAUCAGAUAUUGUCAGAUAUACAAUUAUAAAAUGUGAAUGAUCAUAAGUUACACAAGUCACAUGAUGAAUUUUUGUCUUUCAGGUAUGUCCAAGAACAGCUUGAGCUGGACCCUAGUGAUCCAAACUAUCACACGUUUGCUAGAAUUUUCGAAGCAUUCAAGGUAACAAUUCAGAACACUUUAAUUAGAAAGUCAUUUAUUUAUGCAUUACAAAGCUAUCUGACUAAAGAUGUAGGAAUUAAAUCUUAACAUUUAAAGUUUUGUAUUCAUUCAAAUUUUAAAACCUGCUUGCUUGCGAAAAAUUGUUAAUAUUUAUCCUCAUUGCAGAUCACAGAACCAGAAAAAAUAAAAGAAAUUAAACCAGAGGAUAAAAGCGAGGAAAUAAAAAAAGAAGUUCCUAUUAAAGCCAAAGCAUUCAUGGACGAUGAUGAUGAUGACGACGAUGAUGAGGUUUGUUUGCUAAAUUUUAAAGUUUGUAACAUUUUGAGUGUUCGUUUCCUUAUGUCUCGGUUUACAGUAAUUAUUUAAAACCAUACCGUUUUUUAUGAGACCUUUCAAAUAUUUUUGACACACUUCCAUUUUGCUUUCAUACAGGAAAAUUAUUAUUGCUAAACAUUUAAAUUGAUUAUAUUUGUGGAAAAAAAAAUUUUUGUUAAGAAUUAGUUGCUUUUUUCUUGCAGGCUAUGAAAACAGAAGAAGAUGGGCCAAAAAUUUCUAAGAAGAAGUUAAAAAAAUUAACAAGACUUACAGUGGCUCAACUCAAACAGGUACUUUAAAAAAAAAUGUUUGGAAAAUAAUAAAAUCUUCUUAUUACGGAAAUAUGUAUAAAAAAUUAUUUGCACUUUGUCAUCAAAAAUGAUUGUUGUUAAGUUUAAAAAUCAUAAAUACAUUUUAUUUAAUUUAAUGUUAUUCUAAACUUAAUUAGUUAUUAUUAACCUGACAAAAUUGGAAACCUUGAUUUGAGUUGAGAAUAGGCAACUUUGUAUUUGUAGCUUGUAAACAGACCUGAUGUUGUAGAGAUGCAUGAUGUCACAGCUCGAGAUCCAAGGUUAUUAGUACAUCUAAAGGUAAGAAAUGUAACUUUCACUGUAAAAUUAUAAGAAUUUAAAUAAUGUCAAAGUUUUGAUGGUAGUUUCUGUUUUUCAUUGAAGAUGAACCAACAUUUUUUGUUGAAGGUUUUAUUAUAAAAAACUUUAAAAAGAAAAACAAAUGAUGUCCUGUUAAAAACACAAUUACUUUAUUCCAAUUAAUCAAAAGCAUGUUUAAUUUAUUAAUAUAAUAUAACAUUAAUAGAAGUUAUUGUUUUGUUACAUAUUCUUACUUAAUUUGCUAUUAAUGUAGGCAACAAGAAAUUCUGUCCCAGUACCACGGCAUUGGUGUUAUAAGCGCAAGUAUCUCCAGGGCAAGAGAGGUAUAGAGAAGACCCCUUUUGAAUUGCCUGACUUUAUCAAGGCUACUGGCAUUGAAGAGAUGAGGGCAGCUUUACAAGAAAAGGUAUUUUUUUGAAUUAAUCUCCCUUUUCACAGAUCAUAGAAUUUUGUGUUAAGAUAACAGACAACUGCCUAAUCCAGCAAUUGUAAUACAGCCAAUAAGCCGUUUUAUUAAAAAGCACUGAUAAUUGGUCUGCUUUAAGUAAAUAUUAUUUUGUUACUAACAAUAUUUUUCUUCUUCUGAUAUAGGAAGAUCAAAAGACACUGAAGUCAAAGAUGAGGGAAAAGGUCCGACCCAAAAUGGGAAAGAUUGAUAUCGACUACCAGAAGCUUCAUGAUGCUUUCUUCCGCUUUCAAACCAAGCCAAAGAUGACUAUACAUGGGGACUUGUAUUAUGAGGCUAAAGAAUUUGAAACAAAAUUAAGGGAGAAAAAACCUGGAAAUCUCAGUGAUGAUUUAAAAAUGGCCCUAGGAAUGCCUAUUGGAAAUGUAAGUCUCUCACUUACUGUGUUGAGUCAACUCUUAAGGUUUUGAAAUACAAAAAAAGGAACAUUUAUAAUGCUAAAUAAUGUUCAUGUCCAAGUCCCUACCCUUUUCUCUUAAUAUUAUUCCCACUGAAAUUCAUCUUUGACAAAAUUAACUAAACUUAUUUGUUGGUUACAAGAUGAUAUAGUUUAUAUACCUUUAUAUAAGCAGUCAUGUUAAGGAUUAAUUCAUAAUGUUAGAAGAGAUAGAAGGUAAAAUGUACACAAAUAAUUGAUUUUGUUAAUAAAAUGAAAUUGAAACAACUUCAGAAUGGCUCGGGUAGUUAUAACAUUUUUACUUUUACUCUCUCAUAAACUAUAUGUUUUGGAGAUAUUCAUUUUCAUUGUCUUUACCAAUGGUGUUCUUCUUUUGCUGUUAAUAAUGCAUAUGAAAUUUUUAAACUCUAGAAUUCAGAAAAAGUCCCUCCACCUUGGUUAAUUGCCAUGCAGAGGUAUGGACCUCCUCCAUCCUACCCAAACCUGAAGAUCCCAGGACUCAAUGCUCCAAUACCUGAUGUCAGUAAAUAUUUAAAUUUUAUCAAACUGUCACUGCCAAUUAGAAAACGGCACUAAAAAACUUUGUGGGACAAUUCACUGUAGAGUAGAUUACACAUUUUCGGAAACAUUGCUAGAUGACAGAGUGAUGAAUUUUGGAGAGCAGGUCAACAAACAAAUCAGAAAUCCAUGUCCAAGGAAAAUUAAUACAAUAUAUCUACACUGAUGUGUUGUGUAAACUUUUCAUUGGUUUUUGGGGGGCAUCUGAAAUUAUUAUUGUUUUCCAAUUCAGUUUAAUAACCUUUGAUGUGGAUUAGUUCAUAUUAAGUUUCAUAAAAUUGAAAUACCACAGUAUGGUAAAACACACAAUGGAAUGUGCUGAAAAAAACUGUAAAGACAUAACUUCAUAUUGACAUCAUUCACAUUUUAUUUUAUUUCCUCUCACCCCUUACUAUUUGUUUAAUUAUACCUUCCCAGACUCUUUUAAACUUAUAUAUGUCCCGGUAUUAAGAAUUUUCAAAGAUACUUAUUAUAUCACAAAAAUGUUUUCUUGGGCAAAAUCUUGACAGCAGUCUUAACUAUUGUACAAUAUAUUUGAAUGAUUAUUUAAACUGAUUUAUUGUAAAUGUUUCAGGGUUGUAUGUUUGGUUAUCAUGCUGGUGGGUGGGGAAAACCUCCAGUAGAUGAACAUGGAAAACCUCUGUAUGGUGAUGUCUUUGGAACACAAAGUGCAGAGUUCAAGGUAUGUACUAGCUUUAAAUUAAUUUUUUUAACCUCAGUAAGUGAAUCACUAGUUAUUUCUUGUUAAUACAGGUAUACCCCCUUAAAUUUUACUAUUAGUGUUUGUAAAAAUAAUUAACUCAAUUUACUUUAAUAUGAUACAGAUCAGUAAAAUUAGUUUUAAAGUGACAAAGAUUACACUUACAGUUUAAUUGCUACGUCCACACAAAAAAGAUAGAAAACCCAUGUUUAAUUAAUUAGCAGCAUGUUAAUCAAAUCAGUACACUGGGUUUUAUUUAAGUUUAAAUUCAAGUAUAUUAAUUAGCAAGCCUCAUUCAAUACUUGUUUUAGAAUUAAUUAACCCAAUUUUUAAAAUUAAAGUAACAUAUUUUUAAAAAUAAAUUCAAUAACUUGAAAUUAAAUGGGAAUAGUCAUUUCAGAUUAUGAUGCUCUCAUAUAUUUAUUGAAUAAUUAAUUUGGUUAUUUCUAUCAUAUCACCAAUGUUUUGUCACUUAACAGAAUGAAGUUGAAGAGGAGGAAAUAGACAAGACACAAUGGGGAGAGCUAGAAUCAGAGUCAGAAUCAGAAGAGGAGUCAGAAGAAGAAGAGGAGGAAGACAAGGAUGAAACUGGAUUGAUAACCCCAGCUGAAGGGUCAGUUUAUAGUUUGUUUACCAAUUCUACAUAUUUAAACUACACAUGCAAAUUUUGUCCACUGUUUCAAUGUAAUUAUUGUAAUUUUUUGUUAGUGUAGAUACCCAAACCCUUUUGUAAGUUAUUUUUAAAGGUACAUUUUUUUUACUGUAUAGCAUGUAACCAUUUGGUCAUCUUUUUAAAAAAAAAGGUUGAAAUGUAAACAGAAACACCAUAUUUUGUAUUAUGUAAGAGAAUAACUUAAUACUUCAUUUAUUGUCACAAUACUAAUACAAUAAUACCAACCUGUAGAUUCUUCUCAUUUUGCGAAACGCUACGGGGUAUUAAACAAAUAUACUUAUAAUAAAGUUUUACAGUUAGAAAGGUUAAAUUUAGAUAUUUUAAUUUCUGGAAACCUGCUCAUAUUGUUUCAGUUUAAUGACACCUGGUGGAAUUACAUCUGUACCUCUUGGCAUGGAAACACCAGAUCAAAUUGAGUUGAGGAAAAGGAGGAUAGAGGAUGCCAUGGACCAGGGAGGAGACACACCUGCACUCUAUCAGGUUUUGCCAGAAAAGAAAACAACAGUGGGAGGUGCCAUGAUGGGAUCAGCUCAUGUGUAUGAUAUAUCUGCUGUAAGUAGGGCUUAAAAUUCUGCCGUGUUCCAAAAAUACAUUAAUCCCAAAAUUUCACUUAGUUAACCAAAUAAAUUACUUUCUUAUAUCUGUCUGUGCAUCUUUAGUUGUAAAGAUACAUCAUUUAAAUAUUUUUCAUAACAGUACAUUUUUUUGAGUAGAAGGCUUUAUUCAUAAUAUCAAAGUUUAUUUUAAUUUUAUUUAUCACUUCUUUAUUAAAUUAUAUAUUUAGAACUAUUUCUUGAGAAUCUGGAAAACUCACAGGUUUAGAGCAUCUAAAUUUGUUUUACUUUGUGCCUUUGACUAAUAACUCAAUGUUUUAAAAAUAGCUGAAUAGAUAUUUUUCUUUCUUGCAGGUUCAGAAAAAACCUGGUGAGAAGGUAGCAGCUGAAGCUGUUGAAGUAUCUUUGAACCCUGAAGAGCUUGACCUUGACACUGCAGCCAUGCAGGCCAAGUAUGAGCAAACAGUACGUGAGCAGCAGUCCCAACUUGAGAAGGAAGAUCUCAGUGACAUGGUAGCUGCACAUGCAGCUAAACAGAGAGUAAGUAGAAACAUGGAAUCCUUUGGUCUUGUGUGUAUAUCACACUGCUCUAUCUUUUCAGUUACCAAUGGUUUAGGUGAAAAUAAUUUUUUUAAAUCAUCACUUUUGUAUCUUUUAACAUCUAUUAAAAUUAAUAAUACAAUUUUUCUCCUUUUUGGUGCUUUUGAAUAAUUUUUAUUAAUUUAUACAUUAUUUAUAUUUUCAGAAAAGAAAAAAGGCACAGCAAGACACAGGGAAGGGAGCUAAGAAAUACAAAGACUUCAAAUUUUAAAUUUUAUUUUUUGUUGCAUAAAAAUAAUUACAGAAAGGUUUUUAAUUUCACAUGGUUCCUUUUACUUGGGGCCAACUUAAGAAACUUUUAUUUGUAUAAAGUGCUGCAAUAAUUGGGAGAUGAAGGGGGUAAGCCUAAAAACAUUGUUGUGUUGUUCAUGUGCUCAACUCUGAGUGUGGUUGGGUGGAUUGACUGACUUAACGAGUACACUGGUACUACAUUAUCAAGUUCUGCUAUCCUAUUUUUGGCUCUGCAACAUUUUAGGAAUGUUUUUGUCUAGCAAAGGAAAAGUUGAAAUUUUAUAGUGUUCUUGUACUGUAUCAAUGAUUGUUAUUAAAUUUAUAAUUGAAAAAA
Molecule: messenger RNA, 8726 nt
Organism: Lymnaea stagnalis (great pond snail)
Lineage: Eukaryota; Metazoa; Mollusca; Gastropoda; Lymnaeidae
Source: the annotation of a GenBank genome assembly